AGAGGAGGGACUAGCGCGCUGCAGCGGCCGGGCUUUGGCACUGGGGCCCGCGGAAAAGCUGCUUCAUAGCCUGCCCCCUCCGGCGUCUGCCUUGCAGUUCGCGCAGCGUCCCGUAAACACCCCACUGGGGAGGGGAAGCGCAGCGCUCAGGCCGAGCGGAGGCGCCUCCUUCGCUGUCAUGUCUCAGCCUACGAAAGGCAAAAAGUCCGCCAAGGCGAGCCGAACGCAUGGUGAUAAAAAUGCAGGUGGAGCAUCUGGAGAUAAAAAAGGAACAGAAGCAGCAGAGAAGAAGCCUUCAAGCGCUGGCAUUACUGAAUCUCCCAAAACACACACAAGUGGAACACCCUCCACCAGCAAGACUAAGCCACCUUCCACUGCUGCAACAAAGACACCUGCUAUGAAGCCUUCUGAAACAAAGGCUUCCUCAAGCCAUCAACAGACCAGUGGAUUGGAAUCCCACAAACGGAAAAGAAACAAGAAGCAGUCAAAAGCAAAAAUGGAACCUGAAAAAGCAGCACAGUUAAGCAAGCCACCAGAUUCUCAGACAAAACAUCCUUCAGAAGAUAAACAGAGAGACCCUGGAGGGACACAAAAUCCAAGCAAACCUUCUGUGGUAGCAGAACCUAAACAACCAAGUACUGAAAAAGCAACUGCUGGUCAGGUUGACAAGUCAACAAAGGAAACAUCAGUAGAAGAGCCAAAGGCUAAAUCGGAUGACAAAUCAUUGUCUAGCAAGGCAGCUGUUGCAGCUGCUACCACAGCUGGAGCAGUUGCUGCUGGUGGUUUGACUUCUGCAACUGUAGAGAGUAAAGAAAAAAAAAUGGCAGUCACAACUCCAGCUGCAGCAAGUACAGAGAGUAAACCAUCAGAAAAGUCUGCCUUAGAUGAGUUAAUAGAUACCCUAGGAGGUCCUGAAGAAAAUGAGCCACCAAGUCCUGCAUAUACUGGACCACACGUUUUGGACCCAAUGUCAUCCUUGUAUAUAGAAGAGCUUGGCAAACGAGAAAGCACCAUUCCUCCAGAGUAUAGGAAACUAUUGGAGGGUGAUGGCAAAGUUGUUCCUCCACCAGUGACAGAGGGAGAAGCUCAGCCAACUAUGACAGAUGAUGACCUUGCAGAUGCUCUGUCAUCUGAUUUUACUUGCAGUGCUGCCUCAAGUGCUGGAGAGAAGAAAGACACGCCCAAAGAGAAGCCUGCGGGAGAUAAUGAUCUUGUACAAGCCCUGUCUACAAAUCUGGUCAGCAGUUCAGCUCCUCCUAAAGAGAAGAAACCAAAACUGGAAGAGGAGGAAAUUAGUGGCAGUGCCCUGGAUGCUCUUGUGGAUGCUCUUGGCUUGCCAGAACCAGAGCCUGAAGUAGACCUCAGCUCCAUCGUGGAAGUUGAAGAGCCAAAAGCCAAAGAAAAGAAAGAAAAGAAGGCUGGUGAACGGGAUGAUACCAUUCCUCCAGAAUACAGAUUACAACCAGCCCUGGAUAAAGAUGGGAAGCCCUUGUUGCCAAAACCUGAAGAAAAACCUAAACCUAUUAGUGAAUCUGAAUUAGCUGAUGAAUUUUCCAAAGAUUUUGUCUGUCCUGCUCCUCCUGCAGAAAAAUCAGAGCCAUCAAAACCUAUUGAUGUGUCUAAGAAGCCUGCAGCUGCUGAACCCCCAAAAGUGCCUAAGGAGAAAGUGGACAGUUCUGCUGCUGGUUCUCCAGUGCAAUCUCUUGCUGUAUCCGCAGUUUCUACACCCUCAUCAGCUGAGCCUAAAAAGCCUCCCAAAGAAGAGGUGAUACCCACAACUUCUGUUUCUUCUGUUCAAUCUUCAGCUCCAUUGGCAACUUCUCCACCAUCAUCAGCUGAGCCUAAAAAACCUCCCAAAGAAGAGGUGAUACCCACAACUUCUGUUUCUUCUGUUCAAUCGUCAGCUCCAUUGGCAACUGCUCCAAACGCACAUAUACCUGAUGAAGCGUUGGAAGCCUUAUCUGGAAGUCUAGGGGGAAAAGAACCUGAUCUAGAAGAAAAAAAGCCAGCUGUGGAUAAACUGAAGGAAAAAACAAAACAAAAGGAGUAUGAAAAACUUGGAGAAGAUGAAGAAACCAUCCCUCCAGAUUAUAGAUUAAUUGAAGCAAAGGGUAAAGAUGGGAAGCCUCUUUUACCAAAACCUGAAGACAAAUCUCAACCCAUGAGUGAAAGUGAGCUUUUCGAUGCUUUAUCAGAAGGAUUUUCUUGUUCUUCAGCACCAACAUCAAAGGCUCUACCUCAAAAACUUACUGCUGCUAGCAAAUCCUCCACUGAAGAAGUUGUUUCUUCUGCCUCAGCUUCUGCAGUGCAUUCAUCAGCUCCACCAGCAACAGUCGGCCCAGGUGGUAAAGAACUUGAUGAUGCUGCAGAUCUUCUCGCAGACUCAUUGGGGCAAAGAGAACCUGACCCAGAUGAAAACAAACCAGUUGUGGAUAAAGUAAAGGAAAAGGCUAAAUCUGAGCAUAAAGACAAACUUGGAGAGAGAGAUGAUACAAUCCCUCCUGAAUAUAGGCAUCUUCUGGACUCAGAUGAGAAGGGCAAGCCUAUAAAGCCAACAGGCAAGGAUGGUAAGAAACCUAAAGAACAAAAGAAGCCAGCUGAUGACUCAGCAGCUAUUGAUGCACUUUCUGGAGACUUUGAUGACUGUGGGAAAGCUCCUGUAUCUCAGCAACCACCAACAAAGAAUGAAAAAGCACAAGAUACUGCCACAGCUAAAUCAGUUACUAAGGAUGAAAAGAAACCCAAAGCUUCCAAAAAGGCAAAGGAGCAGUCUUCCGGUGCAAAAUCUGAAAAACAAAAAAAAAAUUAAAUGUCACUGGGCUUUUCAUCACUAGUGCAUUUUGAUGGUGGAUAGCUGCACUUGAACAAAAAACGCUAUUAUACAUAAGCAAGAUUGUUUCCUGGAUGGUUUUGGUAUUUGUGGUAUUUGGAUAUUUUGCCAUGCCAGGCAUACAUAUUGCUAUUUUCAUGGAUGAACUAACUUUUUCUAGUCAUUUUUCUUCAGCUCUGAGAGGGAAGGGAUGCUUUAUAUUUGUAAGAAAUGUAUUUCCUGUGGAUUUAAUAGCAAUGCAAAAAAGUCUGCAGUUUUGCACAUAAUCUACACACAGUGCCUGUAAAUCUCAGCAGAAUUCACUAAAUCUGUACUACCUUUUUUUAGUUGAAUGAAUGCAUUAAACAUUCUGGGAUAAGGUUUGGGCAUCAUCUGACUGUGGGUAUGCCUUUGCAACAGUAGUUAGUAAAGAGUGAAUGGUAAGUUGUGAAAAGUAGAAGUGAGAGCAAAGUAGAAGCUGUUUCUCAUCCUUAGCUUCUAAAUAUGUAAUACUGAUUAUGAACAGUACUGUUAGUAUUCUAAGUUUAAAGCUUACAUCUCUAUCACCACCUUUAGUAUUUGCUGCCUCUGCUAAACAGCUUGCAGGAAAAAUGUAACUGUGUGUCAGAAUUGUUAAAGGAGACUGGUGAUACUUUAGAAGAGAUGCAGUUUUUCAGUCUCCAUCACUCUGACUGACAUAACUGCACGUGCCAAUCCAAUGACAGAAUAUAUCUCAACAUGUUACACUGGCAUAGUGCUCUUUCCUUCCCCUGCAGGAAUUUAAAUGACACAGCAGUAGUUGUUUCCUGAUAUAUAUGCUCAUAGCACAGCUGGAUUUGAAGGUGUUUUGUGAGUUAAUUUUGGAUGCAAUGAUUGUUCAAAUUUGCUCUCUUCUCCCUGAUGGUAUUGUUUGCGGUAAGAGUGUGUCUAUGGCUCUAAUAGCAGACUCUGAUAUGCUAUGUACUUUGAGUAGCAAGUCUUCCCACUGAUUUGCAGAGCAGAGUAAAAUGGUCAAAAGUCUGCCUCAGCUAGCUAGUUGUCUAGACCAUUGACAGAUACAAAGGUCACAGUCUACCACAAAGUUAUCCAUGCACUCUUUUGAACUGAAUGGAUGUUAAGGCAUGGCUGAUUUUGCCAUACUUCUAGUUUAUUUCAAAGGAGGGGCUAUGUAGGUAUUCUCAGUGGACUGUUUCCUUCCUCUGAGGAAACUCAGAAUUCUGAUUUGUCCAUGCCCAUCUGUAAUGUUCAUACUAUACUGUAUUUGAAAGUCUGCAUUGAGAUUCUGUGUUACACUAAUAAAAGUUUUUUAAAAGUA
This is a messenger RNA of Eublepharis macularius, 4124 nucleotides long. RefSeq names its product calpastatin (gene CAST). The transcript is spliced from 34 exons. Lineage: Eukaryota; Metazoa; Chordata; Lepidosauria; Squamata; Eublepharidae. Gene Ontology annotation, molecular function: calcium-dependent cysteine-type endopeptidase inhibitor activity. The record is from RefSeq and is a predicted model, not a curated record. The coding region runs from base 179 to 2809 and encodes 876 amino acids. Gene Ontology annotation, cellular component: cytoplasm.